Messenger RNA from Paramecium pentaurelia, 2700 nucleotides. NCBI's taxonomy places the organism in Eukaryota, Ciliophora, Oligohymenophorea, Peniculida, Parameciidae. The record is from the annotation of a GenBank genome assembly.
AUGCAAGGCUCUUUUUAAGUGAAGCAAGCUCUAGCUUACAUCUUGGCUUAACUUAAAGAUGUGGAUGAACAAACGAUUGGGGUCAUAUUAGAAAUAUUAAGAAAUAAAAAGGUUAGAGACUGCAUUGGAUUUCUAUUAGAUAUUGAGAAUUAGAGACAAUCAGAAGGAUAAAUUUUACAACAAGUUGGGAAUUUCACUCCAGCUGAUUCAGAAUAGAAAUUAUCUGUUUUUGGAAAUGACAUCAAAUUAAUUACAGAAGUAUUCAAAAAAUUAACCGAUCAUGACUUCAAUUACAAAGACUUUUCCACUGAAGAACGUGAAGAAUCAACACUAAGUCUAAUUUAAAGCAUCAAGGAUAAUAGAAGGAUCAUUAAAUUUUUGUAAUUUUUAGUUCAACUCACAUCCAUAGAUGAAACUUUUAUACAAUGUGGGUCUAAUUCAUUAUAUUUAUUAAUUUGGAUGAAGGUAGACCUCAGAAGCAAAAAUUUUGAAAAUAUUAAGAUCUAAAAUACCUCUUUGGUGGGGGCUAAUUUUUGUAGGUGUAAUUUUAGUGGAUCCUAAUUUAAUAAUGUAAAUAUAAAUGGAAUGAAUUUAAAUGGAGCAUUAUUAUUCAAUUGUAAAUGGAACAACUUAAAAAUCCAUUAAAUAAAUUAAUACAAUGGGCAUAAAAGUUCAGUCUCCUCAGUUUGUUUUUCUCCUGAUGGUACUAUGUUAGCAUCUGGAAGUGGCAAUAGUUAUAGCGAUAACUGUAUUCGUUUAUGGAAUGUUAAAACAGGAUAAUAAAAAGCAAAAUUAGAUGGCCAUACUAAUUGUGUUUUGUCAGUCUGUUUCUCUCCUGAUGGGAAUGCAUUAGCUUCUUGUAGUAGAGAUAAGUCAAUCCGUUUAUGGGAUGUUAAAACAAGAAAAAAAAUUGCCAUAAUAGAUGGUCAUACUAGUAUUGCCAAUUAAGUGUGUUUUUCUCCUGAUGGUAAUACAUUAGCAUCUGGUAGUGAUGAUAACUCUAUCCGUUUGUGGGAUGUAAAAACACAAUAAUAAAAAGCCUAAUUAGAUGGUCAUACUAGCGAUGUUAGUUCAAUCAGUAUUUCUCCUGAUGGAAAUACAUUAGCAUCCGGUGGCUUUAGAUAAAUUCGUUUAUGGGAUAUAAAAACAGGGUAAUAAAAAUCGUAAUUAUAUUGCUAUAAUGGCAUUGUCUUAUCAAUCUGUUUCUCUCCUGAUGGAAAUACAUUAGCAUCUUGUGGCGUUAGUCGUUAUGGAAAUGGUGAUAUGGAUAUACGUUUAUGGGAUGUCAAAACAGGCUAAUAAAAAGCCUAAUUAGAUGGUCGUACUAGCAAAGUCUGCUCAGUUUGUAUUUCUCCCGAUGGAAAUACAUUAGCAUCUGGUGGUAAUAGAGAAAUUUGGCUAUGGGAUAUAAAAACAGGAUAAUAAAAAGCCAGAUUAUAUGGUCAUUCUAGUACUGUCUAUUAAGUCUGUUUCUCUCCUGAUGGUAAUAAAUUAGCAUCUAGUAGUAAUGAUAAAUCUAUCCGUUUAUGGGAUGUCAAAACAAACUAUUAAACAACCGAAUUAGAUGGUCAUACUAACGAAGUCUACUCAGUUUUUUUCUCACCUGAUGGAAAUACAUUAGCUUCAUGUAGUUGCGAUAAGUCUAUUCGUCUUUGGGAUGUCAAAACAGGAUAAUAAAAAGCCAAAUUAAAUGGUCAUACUAGUUUUGUCUACUCAGUGUGUAUCUCACCUGAUGGAAAUACAUUAGCUUCAUGUAGUUGCGAUAAGUCUAUUCGUCUUUGGGAUGUCAAAACAGGAUAAUAAAAAGCUAAAUUAGAUGGUCAUACUGGUAAUGUCUACUCAGUUUGUUUCUCUCAUGAUGGUAAUACAUUAGCUUCUGGUAGUGAUGAUAAGUCUAUCCGUUUAUGGGAUGUCAAAACAGGAUAAUAAAAAGCCAAAUUAGAUGGUCAUACUCAUUUUGUCUACUCAGUCUGUUUCUCUCUUGAUGGAAAUACAUUAGCUUCUGGUAGUAGUGAUUAGUAUAUCCGUCUAUGGGAUGUCAAAACAGGAUAAUAAAAAGCCAAAUUAGAUGGUCAUGAGCAUUAUGUUAGAUCAAUCUGUUUCUCUCCUGAUGGAAAUACAUUAGCUUCUGGUAGUGAUGAUAAGUCUAUCCGUUUAUGGGAUGUCAAAACAGGAUAAUAAAAAGCCAAAUUAGAUGGUCAUACUCAUUCAGUCUACUCAGUCUGCUUCUCUCCUGAUGGAAAUACAUUAGCUUCUGGUAGUAGUGAUUGUUCUAUCCGUCUCUGGGAUGUCAAAACAGGAUAAUAAAAAGCCAAAUUAGAUGGUCAUACUGGUAAUGUCUACUCAGUCUGUUUCUCUCCUGAUGGUAAUACAUUAGCUUCUGGUAGUAGUGAUUGUUCUAUCCGUCUAUGGGAUGGAAAGACAGAAUAAGAAAUCAAAUUCUCUGAUAAAAACUACAAUGAUAUUCUAGCUUAAUUUAAAGCACCUCUUUUUUAGAAUAAUCCUCUACCAUGUAUUUAUUAUAUUAUUGCUAUUUAGUCUCUAAUUAUUCAAUUCUUGUAAUAUCACAAGAAAUAAUAUUGGAAGCAUCAGGUACACUUAUCUUCUAAGGAGAAUUUAUCAACCAUCAAGGAAAAGAUUUAAAACAUUUAUUUAAAUCUAAAGGAAGUUGCUUUUUAGAAGACUUAAAGCAAAAAUGAA